GAUCAAAAUCGCCGCUGUGUGACUGGCAGAGAGGAAACAGAAUAGUAAAGUAUCCUAAGGUAGCGUUUAUUGCAGUCUUAUUGGGACAGUCAGCAUUUUCGCGAGCGUAGAACGUUUUUCUCCGUCGACAUACAAAUGCUUAGUGUUACUUCCUUUUGGUUUAUUUUUCAGAAAGUUUAUAACGUUAACUAAAGACGCGUUUGUUAACCAGCUAGCUAGCUAGCUUGCAGCCAUAGUGGUCUGUGGGUGCUAGCUAGCUAGCUAGAUUUUCAAGACCGUUAGCCAACAGGCUAACUUUUACCAGCUACGAGUUUGCUUUGUUGCGACCAUCCUUCUCCGUGCGUUUUGCGGUUAAUAAUAAAGUGAGCUGAUUUAUCUCUGUUCUCUGAAGACUAGAGUGAGGUUUGGGAAACGUCGGGAGCCUAAUAGGCUAAGUUGAAUUACACAGUGGGAAAGGAUAUCGAGUUGUGUGCUUACUUUAGCGAGCUAACUUGGCUGUCGCUAGCGUUUCUAGCUAGUGACGCUUUCGGCGUUUGCUCUGUAGAAAGUUGUUUGGCUUAUUUGCGAGGAAGAAGAGUUAUCGUCGCGAAAAAUUGGAUAGGUCACAGCGUGUUUGAAGCGAAGUUAUCGAGUGUUUGCCAUUAAAUAGCAGUUUGAACCAACACAGGGAGAGGGGCGCAUAACUAAACUUAAGCUGUUGAGAUAAUCUGAGUCAGAAGCAAACCUUGACCUCCAACAGCAGUCAUGGAGAAGGAUGUCUGCGUGGAGGAAAAGGAGAAUGUUGACAGUCCAACUGAUCUUGCCAAGGAGUCCGAUACAGGACCAUCCGCUUUCAGAUAUACCAAGGAAGAGCUACUGGAAAUAAAAGAAUUUCCCAUUUCCAAUGAAAGACCAGAGUGUCUGUCAGAAAAAUAUGACAGUGAUGGCGUGUGGGACCCAGAGAAAUGGCACGCCUCGCUCUACCCCUCAGACCGGGACUCCCCUGUUGAGGGUCACAGGAAGGAUUACACAGAUGACAGGGUGCCACUUAAACGCAGGAUUGCUGACCCUCGAGAGCGUUUGAAGGAGGAUGACCUGGAGGUGGUUCUCAGUCCCCAGAGACGGAGUUUUGGAGGUGGUUGCCAAGGCAAUGCGGCAUUGCCAUCAAUGGCACGGCGACCCGUCAGCCCACUGGAGAACAAGGAGAAUGAGAGUUUGAGGCUGGUGGGGAUCCGCCGCAUUGGCAGUGGGCGCAUCAUGGCUGCCCGCACUUUUGAGCGGGACCUGCGCACAGAGCGAGACCUACGCCCCGACAAGGAGCGAGAGAGGGACUACAAAGACAAGAGGUUCAGGAGGGACUUUGGGGACAAGCGUGUGUUCAGUGAGAGAAGAAGGAAUGACUCGUAUGCCGAGGAAGAGCCAGAGUGGUUCUCUGGCGGCCCCACCAGUCAGUCAGAAACCAUUGAACUCAUUGGCUUUGAUGACAAAAUCCUAGAGGAGGACAAACGCAGACCAAAGCGCUCUCGAAAGAAGAGUGAUUCCAUAAAAGAGGUGGAGUGCAACGGGGGACUGUCAGAGGAACCGGAGCUGGCACAGGGAUCAGGAGCUGAUCAGGAAGUGCCCCGUUCAGAGGUCCUUCCAGAGCAGACCUCAGGAGACUUUGACUUCAAUGAGUUCUUCAACUUAGAGAAGACCAUGCCUGGGCUGGCCUCGAUGAUCGAGGAUGUUCUGGGUGAAGGUCCGGUGUCGGCCAGCCGCUUCAGUCGUUGGUUCACUAAUAUGAGCCCAUCGGGCUCCCGCUCCAGCAGUCUGCGCUCCACCCCACACGAGGAACUGGAGAGACUGGCAGGGCUGGACCCACGCUGCAGCUCUCCAACUCAAGGACCAGCGCCAUACUUCACCCCCAUUGGCUCGGGGGACAGCCGUGAAAAAGUGGACAUUUUGCAGCUGCUGCACAAUGCCAAGAUUGACCUGAAGCCUCUCCUCUCCAGCCUCUCUGCCAACAAGGCCCGUCUGAAGGAGAGUACAAACACUGGUGUGGUGCUGUCCCUGGAAGAGGUGGAAGGGGGUCUGAAGGGCCUCAAGGUGGAGUCCGAGCAGCCGCAGCCCCCUAGGGGCGGCUGUGGAACGCCCUUCAUGGCUGAGCAGCUGGAGCAGGCACUGACUGGUGGUCAACCCCGAAUCACACGGCCCCGGGACUCCGACAUGUCUGCCUUCAACAAGCUGGUCAGCAGCAUGAAGGCAAGUGGCACUCUGCCCAACCAGCCCAACCUCCAGCAGCAGACGGAGUCCACUGUGAUGCAGCUCCCUGAAGCCCAGGUCCCCACAGCACAGCAGAACAACAUUUUCCAGGAAUUGAUGGGUGGCCAUGUACCUACACACCCCCGAAGCAGCUCCCCAGCCCUGCUCAGCAGCCUGUUGGGGAACCAUGAGGGACCCCCUGCCCAACCUGGAGCCCCUGCAAUGGUCCACCGGAGGGGCCCCUCUCCUCCACUUUUUCCUCAGAGAACUCAGAUACAGGACUACUUCAUACAGCCAACAACUGGUUACCCCAUUGGCCCUCCGCCCAUAAUGGGAGAGCGCAUGGUUGAGAUGCGUUCCCUAAGUCCUAUGCAGCCUCAACAGAUGCGAGGCCUACCAAUGGGAAUGGACUUGCCUGACUUGGUCUUUCAGCAGGAUCUGGCCAUUUCUGGACGUCACCCUUACCCACAUGGUUACAACAAACAGGCCCACGAAAACAAGCAGCAGGCUUACCGCAACAGACAACCCAGACUGAACCGAUCACCAGGUCCCCACACCACAGGCAGGAGCUCCCCUGCCAACCCAGUCACAAGCAUGCUGUCUCCAUCCUUCACACCUACAUCGGUCAUCCGUAAAAUGUACGAGACAAAGGAGAAGACCAGAGACGAAUCUACGAGCCGACCAGGCAGCAAAGAGGAUGCAGCCAAUUCACUAGAAGAAAGCACCUCCCCAAGCCCUGGCCUGGAUGGAGGAGAGGGUGGAUGUCCUCCGGGUGGGACAGGCAAGUCUUGCUCCACCCCCGUUUCCUCCUCCUCACCCUCCUCUUCCUCCCAACACCCCCGCUCCUCUUCCCAGCGGCCUGCCGGCGGCACCUCCUCAGGGCACCACACGCCCACCCUGGUGUCCCCGGGAGGAGGGUCGUCUUCCAACUUCCCCCGGCCCAUCUACCCUGUGCCACUGAUCUCCCAUGUGCCUCUGGUGCGGCCGCCCCCUCCUCAGCUGCACCCCAGCGUGGUCCAGAGGAUGCUGGCUCAGGGCAUACAGCCUCAGCUACUGCAAGGCAUUUACCCCCAGGCAGUGGAUCUGUCUCAACUUCAGGGUUUACCCCCAGCCCUCCUAGGUCAACCCCUGUACCCAAUGGGACCUACAGGGCACCCUUUGCUUGCCCCCCGGGCUGGCACUCAUAUCCAGCACCUUGCAGUCUUGCAACAGCAGCAGCAGCAGCAACUCCAGCAGCAGCAGAGACCAUCCCUGCAUCCAGCUUCCCAGGGAGUCCCUCAAUCCCAGAGCCACAGCUCCGGUCGGAUGAACCAAUCUCAGCGGCGGGGAGGAAGUCCUCCCCUGGGUCUUGCAAAGUGGUUCGGCUCUGAUGUGUUGCAGCAGCCCCUGCCCUCCAUGCCAUCAAAAGUGAUCAGCGUAGAUGAGUUGGAGUUCCGGCCAUGAGCUGGGGAAGGAUGGGAGCGAUGAAGUCCUGUUGGCACCCCAUCCCUCUCCUCUCCUCCUCCCUGCCGGUGAAGUGGAUGUGCGGACUGGAGAGUGCCGUCCAAGAACCGCGCUCAUUCUUAAAAUCUCUAAACCCCCCCCCCCCCCCCCCUUCCCCUCCCCUCCCAAUUUGAGCGUUUACAGAAAAGUCUAAAGUGCACGAGAGGGGG
Alosa sapidissima (American shad) is the source of this 3872-nucleotide messenger RNA. It is a transcript of the gene eif4enif1, whose product is annotated as eukaryotic translation initiation factor 4E nuclear import factor 1. Gene Ontology annotation, cellular component: cytoplasm; nucleus. The coding region runs from base 745 to 3663 and encodes 972 amino acids. The transcript is spliced from 19 exons. Lineage: Eukaryota; Metazoa; Chordata; Actinopteri; Clupeiformes; Clupeidae. Gene Ontology annotation, biological process: negative regulation of translation. The record is from RefSeq and is a predicted model, not a curated record. Gene Ontology annotation, molecular function: mRNA binding.